AUGCUGCUGUGCCCACCAAUUCUUCGACGCGUCCUGCCUUUUCCAUUUUUCACGAGCACAGGUCGAAUCCGAAGAAUGAGGUUCUCUAAGUGUCUCGUUUUCCAACUCCUUACGCUCUCUACCACCACUUUCGCUUCCGAGUCCCUUCUUAAACCCUACGUCUUAACGAACAACAUCGCUGGGCUUGGGUUCUUCGCUCAUUUUGACUGGCAGGCCAUCGAUGAUCCUACUCAUGGGCGAGUAACUUACGUCGACAAAAAGACUGCCAUCCAGCAGAACUUAACCUAUGCCUCCUAUGACUCGUUCAUCCUCCGGACGGACUCGAAAACGGUUUUGGAUCCUGCUGGCCCUGGCAGGAAUUCUGUCCGUAUCAGAUCGAAAAGGACGUAUGAAACCCACGUCGCAGUCUUCGACGUCCGCCACAUGCCCCAAGGUUGCGGAACGUGGCCUGCCAUCUGGGAAACGAAGGAGAUCAACUGGCCGGAUGGUGGCGAAAUCGACAUCCUCGAGGGUGUCAAUGACCAAGCUCCGAAUAGUGCCACGAUCCAUACCAGAGCAGGCUGCAGCAUGCCCGAGACUCGUCUGCAAACCGGAACGUCAGGACAGCUCGAUUGCGACUGGCUGGUGAACUUCAACACGGGCUGCGGCGUCAAAUUCCCGACGAAGGCGAGCUAUGGCCCGGACUUCAACGCAAACGGAGGUGGAUGGUUCGCUAUCGAACGUACUGAUGAGCACAUCAGCGUGUGGUUCUGGGACAGGCAGGGCAAUACCGUCCCUAGAGACGUCAAGCGGGGCACGCUCCUCGUCGACCCGAAGAAAUGGGGAGUUCCGUCCGCUCAUUUCCCCAAUACCUCCUGCGACUUCACCCAGUUCUUCCAGGAGAACCACAUCAUCAUUAAUCUAACGCUUUGCGGUGAUUGGGCCGGCAACGCCUACGGUGCAACGGGAUGUCCUUCAACCUGCAUCGAUCAUGUAAAUAGCAGCCCAGAGGCUUUCACCGAAGCGUACUUCGACAUAGGUUCCAUUCGUAUCUACGAGCACCUCUAG
Messenger RNA from Cyclocybe aegerita, 1047 nucleotides. The record is from the annotation of a GenBank genome assembly. NCBI's taxonomy places the organism in Eukaryota, Fungi, Basidiomycota, Agaricomycetes, Agaricales, Hemipholiotaceae.